AUGAAUUAAAAGAAUGAUACUAAUAUCAAAUGCCCAAAUUCAGAACAUGUCAAUAAUGUAAAAUUAGUAUGUUUUAAUGAAUCUUGUAAAGCAGAUAGAUUAUAAUGCAUUUAAUGUAUAUAAAAUGGAAUUCAUGUUUCUCAUGUUUAACAUUAAUAAGAUUUACCAUUUUUGUUUGAUCAUAUUUUAAAUAUUGAAAAACUAUGUGAAGACUUAAUUAUAGAUUUGAAUAAAUAAAUGGAUAUGGCUUAUUAAUAAUUCUAUUUAUUGAUUGGAGGAAUUAGAUCAAAAUAUCAGAAAUCUAAAUAAUAAUUCCUUAACUUAGAUUCUAAAUAAAUGAAUUCUUUCUUUGCACAAAGUAUUUAAUUCAAAUCAUUUGAAUAAACAAACUUAAUAUUAAUCAAAUAAUCAAUAAAAGAUUUUCAAGAUUCUAUUGUAAAAUUAUUAUCUGAUUUAAAAUUAACUGAAUUAAAUUAUUAUCAAAUAUCUAAUUUAGAUAUUAAUAAAUCAGAACAAUUAUAUAAAAAAGGUAAUAAAUCUAUUAAAUUAGGUUAUAAACUAUAUUGGGAUGAUGAUAAUUAUAAAGAGGCAAUUAAAAUAUUUGAUUAAUCAUUAAUUUUUAAUCCAAAACAUUCUCUUUCAUUAUGGUGUAAAGGUAUGAUUAUUAUUUAAUGUGUUAGCGGAGAGUUUAAGGAUGCUUGGUUAAUACAAUGAAGCACUCAUUUGGGCAGAUAAAGCAUUGUAAAUAGAUCCAAAACAUUGUUUUUCAUUAUAUUGUAAAGGUAUGAUUAUUAUUUAAUGUGUUAGCGGAGAGUUUAAGGAUGCUUGGUUAAUACAAUGAAGCAAUCAUUUGGGCAGAUAAAGCAUUGUAAGUAGAUCCAAAACAUUGU
Paramecium primaurelia is the source of this 890-nucleotide messenger RNA. The record is from the annotation of a GenBank genome assembly. NCBI's taxonomy places the organism in Eukaryota, Ciliophora, Oligohymenophorea, Peniculida, Parameciidae.